This is a messenger RNA of Phoenix dactylifera (date palm), 4400 nucleotides long. RefSeq names its product transcription activator (gene GRL). The record is from RefSeq and is a predicted model, not a curated record. NCBI's taxonomy places the organism in Eukaryota, Viridiplantae, Streptophyta, Magnoliopsida, Arecales, Arecaceae. Gene Ontology annotation, cellular component: SCAR complex. Gene Ontology annotation, biological process: cell morphogenesis; cell projection assembly; cortical actin cytoskeleton organization.
UUGUAUGAGGCCCGCGGUGCGGCGAUUGGGCCCGCAGCCAUAAUUAGCGAGCGGCCUAGCUACAGCAGUCGCAGUAACUCGGGCAUGGAAGGAGCAAGACAUUGCUAGAUUUGCGUCCAACGACCCCGCUUCCCCCAUCCGACCGAAAACCCGACCAGCCGGACAGCCUCUUCCGGCAGCUUCCGCGCUUUCUCCGGCAUCGCACACAUCUACUGCCUUCCCUCCCUCGCGGCCGCCGAUCUCGGUUUAAAUUGAUGGCAAAACCAAGACACUUAUUUUCUAGCCAAGACAUGUCUCCAAGAUCUUUAAGAUCUAGGGAGUGGGACAGCAUGUCGCGAUGGUCUGAGUACCUGAAUCUUGAAGAAUCUUCUCCUUCAGCUAUGAACUGGAAGAAUGUGGGUUCCGAAGCACCUCCAACUUCUGGAAAUGUCCAAAAAGCUCUGCACAUGGAAUGGGUGCUUCAGCUUUCAAAAGUUGCAGAAGGUUUAUUGACUAAAAUGUACAGGUUAAAUAAUAUCCUGGACCGCCCAGAUUUGGUUUCGCACAUGUUUUCAGAUUCAUUUUGGAAAGCUGGCAUAAUCCCCAACUUCCCAAAAAUCUGCAUACUUGUGUCAAAGAAAUUUCCGGAGCAUCCUAGCAAAUUGCAGUUGGAGCGAGUUGACAAAUCUGCUCUUGAUGCUUUAAAUGAAAAUGCAGAAGUUUAUUUUCAAAGCCUAGAACCAUGGGUCAUGCUGCUUCUUGAUUUAAUGGCAUUUCGAGAACAAGCUUUGCGGCUUAUUUUGGAUUUGAGUAGCACAGUUAUCACAUUGCUGCCCCAUCAAAAUUCUCUGAUCCUGCAUGCUUUUAUGGAUCUAUUUUGUUCAUUUGUCCGUGUUAAUCUUUUCUCUGACAAGAUACCUAGGAAAAUGAUCCUGCAAAUGUACAAUAUCCUACACAUGAUGUUAAAAGGCGGCCGAGAUUGUGAAUUUUAUCACCGAUUGGUUCAGUUUGUAGACUCUUAUGAUCCAGCAGUGAAAGGGUUGCAAGAGGACCUUAAUUUCGUCAGCCCUCGCAUUGGAGAAGUAUUGGAGGCUGUAGGUCCAACAAUUUUUCUUUCAACUGAUACAAAAAAGUUGAGAAAUGAGGGAUUUCUUAGUCCAUUUCACCCUCGUUAUCCUGACAUACUCACAAAUUCUGCUCACCCCAAGAGGGCUCAAGACUUAGCCAAUGUUACAUCAUACCGAGAAUGGGUUCUAUUUGGCUAUCUUGUCUGUCCUGAUGAACUUCUUCGUGUUACCAGUAUUGAUAUUGCAAUGGUUGUACUAAAGGAACAUUUAGUUCUCACAUUAUUCAGAGAUGAGUAUAUGCUAUUGCAUGAAGAUUAUCAGCUUUAUGUACUUCCAAGAAUAUUAGAAUCCAAGAAAAUGGCCAAAUCUGGACGUGCAAAACAAAAGGAAGCAGACCUAGAGUAUAAUGUUGCAAAGCAGGUUGAGAAAAUGAUAUGUGAGGUACAUGAACAAGCAUUGAUUUGUUGUGAUGCCAUACACCGAGAAAGGAGGAUAUUGCUAAAACAAGAGAUUGGAAGAAUGGUUCAGUUUUUUGCUGAUCAACCUAGUUUACUGGCCCCGAAUAUCCAGAUGGUUUUCUCUGCACUUGCUUUGGCUCAAUGUGAGAUAAUUUGGUACUUCCAACAUGUUGGUAUUGCAUCAUCAAAAUCUAAAACAGCACGGGUGAUACCUAUUGACAUUGAUGCAGCAGAUUCAACUCUUGGUUUCUUGUUAGAUGGAAUGGACAAGCUUUGCUGUUUAGUUCGCAAAUAUAUGACAGGAAUAAAGGGUUAUGCACUAUCAUAUUUAUUAUCUUGUGCUGGAAGAAUUCGAUUUUUACUUGGCACUCCGGGUAUGGUGGCUCUAGAUCUAGAUACCACCUUGAAGGGCCUCUUUCAGCAAAUUGUUCAUUGUCUUGAGAACAUACCAAAGCCUCAAGGAGAAAAUAUAUCUGCUAUUACAUGUGAUCUAUCUGAUUUGCGUAGGCACUGGUUGUCAAUUUUAAUGAUUGUCACAUCUUCAAGGUCGUCAAUAAAUAUUAGACACCUAGAGAAGGCAACAGUAUCUACCGGAAAGGAAGGUUUGUUAUCAGAAGGAAAUGCUGCAUAUAAUUGGUCCAGAUGUGUGGAUGAACUUGAGAGUCAAUUGUCAAAGCAUGGAAGCCUUAAAAGGCUAUAUUUCUAUCACCAUCAUCUUACAGCAGUCUUUAGGAAUACAAUGUUUGGGCCAGAAGGACGUCCACAGCAUUGCUGUGCAUGGCUUGGAGUAGCUAGCAGUUUUCCAGAAUGUGCCUCUGCAAUUGUCCCAGAGGAGUUGAACAAAAUAGGCAGAGAUGCGAUUUUAUAUGUUGAGUCACUUAUUGAAUCCAUCAUGGGUGGCUUGGAAGGUCUGAUUAAUAUUCUGGACUCAGAAGGUGGAUUUGGUUCUUUAGAGAUGCAGCUUGUUCCAGAGCAGGCAGCUAUUCGUUUAAGUAGUGCAGUCAAAAAUUCAACAUCCUUUCUUAAAUCGCCCAAAGGCAUAUCUGGUUUGCUAGCUCCAGGACAUGAGAGCUAUCCUGAAAAAAAUAAUUCUGUCAAAAUGUUAGAAGCUGCCAUGCAGAGGUUGACGAAUCUUUGUUCUGUUCUGAAUGACAUGGAACCAAUAUGUGUUAUGAACCAUGUUUUCGUUCUCCGAGAGUAUAUGAGAGACUGUAUCCUAGGAAACUUUAGGAGAAGACUACUUGGGGUGCUGAGAACUGAUAGUGGCCUCCAGCGUCCAUCCAUCAUUGAAUUGCUUUUAAGAAGACAUGUCAGCAUCAUCCACCUAGCAGAGCAGCACAUUAGCAUGGACCUUACUGAAGGCAUUCGAGAAGUUCUAUUAACUGAGAGCUUCACUGGGCCUGUUUCCAAUUUGCAGAUGUUUGAAGAACCUGCAGACGUACAGACUGGAUCUGCUGUGGAGAUCAUUGGCAAUUGGUAUAGUGAGAACAUUGUUAAGGAUAUAUCUGGUGCUGGAGUUGUGUUUAUGACAACCCAUAAUUGCUUCAAGAGCUCACAACCAAUAGGUGGAUAUUCAGCAGAGUCGUUUACUGAUAUAAGAGAACUCACAGCCUUUCUUCGUAUUUUUGGUGGUUAUGGAUUUGACAGAAUUGACAGGAUGGUAAAAGAACAAACAGCUGCACUAUUAAACUGUAUUGAUACCGCAUUGCGGUCAAACCGUGAAGCCCUAGAGGGUUUUGCUGGAAGCAUAAAUUCUGGUGACCGGAUUGAAAGAGAAGCAAAUCUAAAGCAAAUUCUGGAUAUGGAAACACUGAUUGGAUUUUGCAUUCAGGCUGGGCAGGCAAUAGCUUUUCGCAAGUUGCUUGUGGAUGCUGCUGGAGCAGUGCUGGAAGAAAAAGCACCUCUCAUUGUGUCAUUACUGCAUGGAGUAGCGAAGCAGUUACCAGAUGAGAUACCUGACAAAGAUGGGAUUUUAAGGUUGAGAAGGGUUGCAAAUAGUAUCGGUGUGAUUGGUGAACAUGAUACAGACUGGAUACAUUCAAUUAUGGUGGAAGCAGGUGCUGCAAAUGAUAGUUCUUGGAGCUUGCUUCCAUAUCUUUUUGCUUCAUUCAUGAUGUCUAAUAUCUGGAGUAUGACUACAUACAACAUUGAGACUGGAGGAUUCAAUAACAACAUACACUGCUUAGCAAGGUGUAUCAAUGCUGUGAUUGGAGGAAGUGAGUAUGUCAGGUCGGAAAGAGAAGAACAGCAAAGGCAAUCUCUUUCAAAUGGACAUACCCAUGAGAUGCAAGAGCCUGAAAUACUAGGCCAUGUGGCUGUUGAAGCAAAUAUAAAAUCUGCCAUGCAACUCUAUGUUAAAUGUUCUGCAGCUGUUGUACUGGAUUCAUGGAGUGAUUAUAGCAGGUCAUGCAUUGUGCCAAAGCUGAUAUUUUUGGAUCAGCUCUGUGAGCUCUCCUCUUAUCUACCAAGAAGCACCCUUGAAAUCCACAUACCUUAUACCAUUCUCUGCUCAAUAUAUCGGCAGCACUAUGGGAAUUCAUCAUCCAUGAUUACUGAACUUCUAGGGCCAUCACCAAGACAGUCACCGGCAAUCUCUCUUAUGCAUGCAUCCCCUGCUGUCAGGCAGAACCGAGGUGAUUUGACACCUCAGACUAAUGCAUAUGACUCCAGUUAUUUCAUUGCAUCGACACAACGGCAGGAGGAAGGUUAUGGUGCAGAAAGUGUGAGGCUGAAGACUGGGGAGAAGCAACAGCAUAAUUUGAGAAGUUCAGGACCAUUAGAAUACAGUUCGAGCCGGAAAGUAAAGUUUGUGGAGGGAUCGAGUUCUGGGGGCCAGGGACCUAGCCCAUUGCCAAGAUUUGCUGUGUCAAGAUCUGGUCCUCUAUCGUACAAGUAG